AGGACUCUCCUUCAGACGCAGUACAAUCUCGGACUGCCCAUCGAUUGCGAAACGCGGCGGGCGAUUUGAGGCAACCAAGCUGAUUAGUGUGAUAUUGUUCAUGUGUGUUUCAUAACCAUUUCAAAUUUAUUGGAGACUUGGAGUAAAGAUAUAUCACUUAGCAAAUGUCCGUUGGUCGAGUUACAAUGCUGCGGAAGGGAAACUCCGGCGAGCUGGCGCGAAAGACCAAUACGGUUGUGGUGACGGUUCCACCGCUGGUCAAGAAAUCGAGCAAGAGCCGCUCGUUCCACUUCCGCUACUUGGAGCUGUGCCGCGCCAAAAAUCUGACGCCGGUGCCAGACAUCCGCAGCAAGCAGAAUGCGACCACCACUUACCUGGAGCUCUGUGGCGACAAAUUGGCAGUCAGCGACUGGCAGCUCCUGACUGAGGCGUUGCACUAUGACCUCGUGCUCCAGCAGCUGGUGGUACGACUCCGCAGGACUUAUCCACAAACCAACAUUGACCCAAUUGACACUGAAAAGAGAGCCAAGCUGUUUCGCCAGCGACCGGUGAUCUACACGCGUUUCGUAUUUAAUAGCCUGGUUCAGGCGAUUGCCAAUUGCGUUUCGAGCAAUAAAAAUUUGAGUGUUCUGAAACUGGAGGGCCUGCCACUGCAGGAUGGCUAUAUUGAGACUAUUGCCAAGUCCUUGGCCGAAAGUGAGUGCUUGGAGAAUGUGAGCUUUCGCAAAUCCAACAUUGGCGACAAGGGCUGUGAGGUAGUCUGUAAUACAGCCAAGUAUUUAAACCACAUCGAGACCUUCGACCUUUCCGAUUGUGGACUGACGUCUAGAGGAGCCGCGCACGUGGCCGAAAUGCUAAAGAUGCAAAAGAUCACUCGAUUCACAGAGGGAUGGGAGAAGUCGUUGCGAUAUCGCAGUGUGGAUGUGAACACGAUCGGAGGAUUGCGAACGGUUCUGCUGUCUGAUAAUCCGGAGAUCGGCGACCACGGCAUCCAGUGGAUCACCGAGGUGCUGAAGGAGGACGCCUGGAUAAAGAAAAUCGACAUGGACAACUGCGGCCUCACGGACAUCGGUGCGAAUCUGAUCCUCGACUGCCUGGUGAUGAACACGGCGAUCGCGGAGUUCAGUGUGCGGAACAACGAGGGCAUCAGCAAGUUCCUACUGCGCAGCAUCCGGGAUCACUUGGGUGAAGGUCCAGAGGAGAAACAGGAGCCGGAGUACGAUCUCAGUUGCGUGAAUGGAUUGCAGAGUCUGCCCAAGAACAAGAAGGUAACCGUGUCCCAGUUGUUGGCCCACACGAAGACACUGGAGGAGCAGCUCUCCUUUGAGCGAACGAUGCGGAAGAAGGCCGAGAAGCUGAACGAGAAGCUCAGCCAACAGCUAAUGAGCUCCGAUUCUGGCAACGUGGCACAGGAGAAGGUCAUUGGGCCGGGAUCCCAAUCGCACUUGAACAGGGAGUAUGUGGUGCGCCACGAAGUGAUGCAGGAGGUGCUCAAGGAUUCCCAGAGCUAUCGCCAGUCUCAUUUCAACCGGCUGGUGAACAGUGCUGUCACCAGUCCGGAGGUCACCCCUCGCAGCGAAAUCAUAACGCUGCGCAAGGAGCAGCAGAUGCAACAGCAAGCCUCGCCAGUGCAAAACAAGCAUCCUUCCAUAGAGCAGCAGCUGAGGAAUCGGCGCCAAGUGGAGGUGGAGGUGGAGGAGCUGCCGGAGGAAAGCUUCUCCGAGGCGGAACCUCUGGACGAGGAACAGCAGCACUACGAGCAGCAGAUGCAGGUGCAGCGCAAGCAGUUGCAGGUGCGCAAGGUGCGCAGCGAGAUGAAGUACGUGGAGAGCAAUCCCAAGGAGGCGGCCAACAAGAACCGCGAGUCCAAGUCGGAUCACGAGUUUGCCAACGAGCGAGAUUUCAACCUGAAUGCAGCCGUGCAAUUUGAAACGGACAUUGGCGACAGUGCCAUGGUGAAUCCUGGCCAGCGCUUCGAGGGCGAGGGAGACACCGGUUACUAUAACCACUAUGAGCAGGAGGAGCCGAUCAAGCGGGGCUACGAGAAGGGCUAUGCAGUUGGCGAUGGAUCACACAGAAGGCAGAGACCCUCCCACCUGGCCGAAGCCCUCGCCAAGAAACGUGUCGGAGGAGCGGGCGACGGUCAUGUGGCACAGUUUGUUAGUAACCUGGAGCGAAAGGCGAACGUCGUCAUGUCGGGGAAAAAACGCAUUAAAUCUCGGCCGGACGACAAUCAUCCGGUGCAGGCAAACGAGAUGCAAAUCGAGUCGUACAUGUCCAACUACGAGGAGGUGUCCUCGACGGAUGUCACGCUGGAAAACUCGGAUUACGAGGCGGAGACCACGGACUCCACGUUGCGGGCCAGUUCCAAGUACUCCUCGAUGCAGGUCUUUGUGCGGCGCAAGCAUUCCGAUUCGUUGUCACUGCCGGAGGAUGCCGGCGAUGGAGAGGCGGGCGGAGGUGGUGAUGGAGGGGACGGAGAUGGGGAACUCAUCUCGCCGCGGAAUAUGUACCUGUCCUUGCAGCUCCAGAAGCGAGAGACGAGCUCCUAGGAGGCUGCCCAUUUUCUACCAAACAACCGCAUUCCAGCAGCCAUUCGCAGCGGGAGCAGGGACACCUCUGCUGGCUCCACCAACGAGCUGUACCACCGUACCCAAGCCAACUAGAUUCGAUGGGAGGAUCCCCACUGGGAGAGCCAAAUUUGCAGUCGUACUCCCGAGCAGUAACAGUACAGCAGGGCAUUACCUCCUAUUUGCACGUGUCCUGCCCUCUGCGAGUUCCAGCUGCGACAAAAAUGUACAAAAACAGAAAUUAGGCUUACUGAUUGCCAUUAAAGAUUUACCAUUUGUGUGCUCUCAA
Messenger RNA from Drosophila ficusphila, 2859 nucleotides. Its product is annotated as protein Cep78 homolog. The record is from RefSeq and is a predicted model, not a curated record. The transcript is spliced from 9 exons. Lineage: Eukaryota; Metazoa; Arthropoda; Insecta; Diptera; Drosophilidae. Gene Ontology annotation, cellular component: centrosome. The coding region runs from base 165 to 2552 and encodes 795 amino acids.